AAACACAAUACCGGUGAAAAUGAAUCCAGUAAUAGCCAUAGCGUUCGUCUUCAUAGGAUGCUGUAGUAACAUGAUAUUCCUUGAGUAUUUAAUCAGUGCUUUUCCAACAGCAGGGAAUCUAAUAACAUUCUCUCAGUUUUUAUUUAUUUCCUGUGAGGGCCUCAUCACUACUUCCAAGUUUUUUACAGUUAUCCCUAAGAUACCUCUCAGACAAUAUGUUGGCAUGGUGGUGUACUUUUUCCUUGUCCAGGUGGCAAACAAUGCAUCCUACAUGUUCCGUGUGUCUGUACCUCUACAAAUGAUAUUCAGAGCAGGUUCCAUGAUUCCCAGUUUGGUGCUAGGUGUACUAAUCCUGAAAAGAAAGUACUCAAGAGCCAAAUAUUUGUCAGUUGCCUUAGUUACAGCGGGUAUUGCCAUAUGUACAAUAGCCUCAGCUCAACAGGAGGUCAAACAUGUGCACGAGGAUAAGGAGCUGUCUAAAGACCCAGAGACAGAGGCAGAGAAUGUAUUCAAGGAUCUGGUGUUGUGGACUCUAGGUCUUGUGAUGUUGACAGUGGCCCUGUUCUUGACUGCAGGAAUGGGAAUCCUUCAGGAGAAGAUAUAUGGCCAGUACGGAAAACACCCCAAAGAGUCUCUCUUCUAUAAUCACUUCCUUCCUCUACCAGGAUUUGUAUUUUUAGCUUCUGACAUUGCUCAUCAUGUGACACUUUUUAAUCAAACAACCCCAGUGAGUUUAGGCCUGGGUUUUUCUGUCCCACAGAUGUGGCUCUUUCUUGCUGGCAAUAUACUUACCCAAUACAUCUGUAUACGGAGUGUGUUUAUCUUGACAACGGAGUGUACAGCUUUAACGGUCACAUUAAUAGUCACUUUAAGGAAGUUCGUCAGUUUGAUUCUAUCCAUAUUUUACUUCAACAAUCCUUUUACCUCGCUUCACUGGAUUGGAACUAUUUUCACCUUUAUUGGGGUCAUGCUGUUUACGGAAAUUGUCCAUAUACCAGGGCUUAUGCCUAAAAAGAAAACUGAAUAACUGAAGGAAGUAUUAAAUAAGUGUUACAAUCAGUUUUAGGUGAAUGUGUCAUUGAAUGUAUUUAUGAAUGGAAAACUUGUUAAAUUUUGUGUAGUUGUUUUGAGUUUUUAAAUUGGGGUUAUCAUUUAUGGUAUGCAUUAAAGGA
Messenger RNA from Saccostrea echinata, 1172 nucleotides. RefSeq names its product UDP-xylose and UDP-N-acetylglucosamine transporter-like. The record is from RefSeq and is a predicted model, not a curated record. Gene Ontology annotation, cellular component: Golgi membrane; endoplasmic reticulum membrane. NCBI's taxonomy places the organism in Eukaryota, Metazoa, Mollusca, Bivalvia, Ostreida, Ostreidae. Gene Ontology annotation, molecular function: UDP-xylose transmembrane transporter activity; UDP-N-acetylglucosamine transmembrane transporter activity. Gene Ontology annotation, biological process: transmembrane transport. The transcript has 10 exons. Bases 20 to 1027 code for a protein of 335 amino acids.